UGGAUCUCCCCACGUACAAUGGCUUCGCCUCAGCGUGCAGAACAAUCAUCGACCACAUACGAAGACUCUACUCGCUCUCGUGAGGAACGCAUCACCCGUCGUCUAUUCUCUAAGACCAAACAAAUCACUCCCCGCUUCCUACUGGCGCCAAAUGGGUGACUCUUUGCCGCGCUUGCGCUGUUGGCAGAUUACCGUGACGUGUACUAUGUCGCACAAUCGACCCAGAUGCUUGUUGCCUUUCUAGAAUCGAUGGCCGAAUUUCUGGUGUCGACCCGGAUAGUAAUGGUCCAGGUCUGCAUCCACGAGUUCCUCGCGCAGGCUUGGGACGCCGCCUGUGUGCAACCGUCCCUAGACCGUCUCGCAAAUGCGGUUCCGUCCUUGCGGUACCUCUCGCUUGGCAUUGGUGGUCAACCUUAUGAUGACACACUUUUUAUUGGAAAGGUGUGGUGGUGGCGGGUCAAAGAGGAAAUCGCCAGUGGUAUCAGAGUAUUGAGCGCCCUCGAAACAGAUGCGGGCCAACGUUUAUCCGAGCACCAAUGCACACCUGGCUGGAGCUUUGAUUCGGAUCAUUACACGUUACUCUCGACCACUCAAAAGGGACAGCAUGAACAGGAACUUGUUGAAGUACUCCCUCCCCACUAAGGCUACUUCUAUACUACCUUCAUUGACGACCCAACUAUCGAGCUGACUAUCAGACCAUACAGUGAUUUGAAGGUAGCCCUCUGGCCGCCGGCUGGUCUUCUACGAGCAUU
Messenger RNA from Fomitopsis serialis, 752 nucleotides. RefSeq lists its product as uncharacterized. The coding region runs from base 226 to 642 and encodes 138 amino acids. Lineage: Eukaryota; Fungi; Basidiomycota; Agaricomycetes; Polyporales; Fomitopsidaceae. The transcript has 4 exons. The record is from RefSeq and is a predicted model, not a curated record.